Messenger RNA from Pocillopora damicornis (cauliflower coral), 5799 nucleotides. RefSeq names its product soluble guanylate cyclase 88E. Gene Ontology annotation, biological process: cGMP biosynthetic process; nitric oxide-cGMP-mediated signaling; response to oxygen levels. The record is from RefSeq and is a predicted model, not a curated record. NCBI's taxonomy places the organism in Eukaryota, Metazoa, Cnidaria, Anthozoa, Scleractinia, Pocilloporidae. Gene Ontology annotation, cellular component: guanylate cyclase complex, soluble. Gene Ontology annotation, molecular function: guanylate cyclase activity; heme binding.
UCGCAUGUCGAUAGGCUAUUUUUAGCUAGACUGACGGUUUUGUUUUAAUUUCACUUAUGUUUGACUUUCAUUGUUUUGGAUUAUGACAACAGAUACAACAAAAGGGUGAAUAAAGAUCAAAGUUAUACGUGCAUGUACAUGUAAAAAAAGAAGCCCUUUUGGCUGUUCACACGGAGAACUCUAUCUUUGUCCUCGGCGUGUCCCUGCUGUUUUCGAGAAGAAGCAAAACUUGCAUCAGUCUUGCACUUUAGAGAGGACAGGAUUCGAAUGAAUGACUAAAUGAGUGAAGAUCAAUGAGCAGAACGAUAAAUUGAUAGAUCGAUAGAUAGACAGAUAAUUGAAAAACUGAGUAAAAAGUACAUCAAGAAAAAACUCCAUUUUAAUGUUAAUCAUUUUAAUUCUAGAAAAAGGUUUCCCAAAGCUGACUCACGCUUAUCAUUUACGUCUUUAUUUGUUUUUGUUUGGAUUUUUGUCUUCUUCUUUAUUUCGUUGGUCGUCAGGACGAUCUGCAAAAUAUGUCACUCCACUACUGUCACACAUUCUCGGUCACAAACAUUUCGUUUUUUUCUAAAAAUACUUUAGAAAGGCGGAUAGAAAUUAGACUAAGGAGACAGCUCCGAAUUUAUCACUUUGGGAAUUUUCACCGAUACCUGAUGAGUCGACACGUGAAUAAUUUAUGCCCAUAUCAGACUUCGUGCAGCGAACUUCGCUAAAGAAGGCGGGAAGCUGAACUUUCGCGAUCAAAUGUCACGCCUUAAUUUCACUCAAACUGUGCGCGCGCUGACUUCAAACUGGGCUCACGGGCGCUGUUAGGCUACGAGGAAGACUAAGUUUUCUAAAGCGGAGGCGAGCCGAUUAGUUAAACGACGAAUUCAGUGCAAUCCAAGUUGACACCAGUAAGCUUCGCAGUCGUUCAUUAAUGUUCUUCUUUCCGGGCUCUUUGUUAAUCGUAUCCAAGUGCUUUGGUUAGAUCUAUUGUGCGCAAAAGUGCAGGGGCGAAUCGCAAAUUGAUAGCGGCUUACGUAUUUCCUUUGUGAUCUCUGCCGAUAUCGAUGAAAACUAUUAUGUGACACUUAAAUUUAUUCCACAUAACAUCUUGAUGUUGCGAGAAUGACUCGAUUUGUAAUCGCGAAGCUUUCAUUUUUUCGUGCAUCCCAAUUUCACGUCAUCUGUCGCCGUUUGCGUUCGACACGUCAAGGUCCCUCGGGCCUUCUUUAGACUUUUUCCUCUUCAUAGCUAAUCAACUAGAUCCAUCUGCUUCACGUUAAUUCGGCGGUAAGCGUGACGCUUUUGGUUGUUUUUAAUACGCUCCGCUCAUGGUUUGACUAUAUUGAUCAGAGCCAUCUGUCAAUAUUCCCGUGAAUUUGCGCGGAGGCUACCUUUGACAUGUACGGCUUGCUUUUAGAGAAUUUUCGCAGUGUCUUGCUAGAGAAAUAUGGUGAAACGGUGUGGAACAAAAUUGUGGAGAAGUCUGGAACACGGCAUCAUACAUUUGCUACUCACAAGGUAUAUUCCGAGGAUAUCAUGGUACGUCUUGUACAAGCAGCUCUGGAAGUAACGAAUGCAAGCAGAGAAACACUUACCGAAGAAAUCGGCCUUCAUUUUCUCGGAUUCAUAGGUCAGUACGGUUACGACAGGAUUUUGAAAGUCCUCGGCCGGCACAUGAGAGAUUUUCUAAAUGGUCUGGAUAAUCUCCACGAGUACUUGCGGUUCACUUACCCGAAGCUAAAAGCACCGUCGUUUUUCUGUGAAAAUGAGACAGAGAGUGGCCUCACGUUACAUUAUCGAUCCUCAAGGAAAGGGUUUCUGUAUUACGUGAUUGGCCAGAUAAAAGCAGUCGGUCAAUUCUUCUACCACAUUGAAGUGGACGUCGAAGUGUUGGAGUACAAUGAAAACAAAGAAGGCAGUUACGCCUUGUUUCAACUCACAUUCGACAACAGUGUUUAUAUGGAAACACGUCGACGACCUAAACGUCACUCUGUCAUAUCCCUCAAUGGCGACACCGGCAGCUUGAAGAUACCGAUGGAAAUUUUCUACGAGGUUUUUCCAUUUCACAUUGUCUUUGAUCGAGACAUGGCAAUUUCCAGCACUGGAAAUAGCUUGGAAGCUAUAUUGCCCGCUCUUCCUGGAAAAACUAUUGUCUCACAGUUCACACUCAUUCGACCUUUCGUCCAUUUUACAUGGGAAAACGUUACAUUGCAUACAAAUGUGGUAUUUGAAUUACAGUCCAUCAAGCCUGUGUUACAGAAUAGUGUUUCUUUUGUGGAGAAUGGUGCAAAUGGAGAAAUGGUUUUAAAUGGAACUGAUAAAGGUGUCUCCAAUGAAUUAUGUUAUAUCCAUCUUAAGGGACAGAUGCUGUAUAUGGAAGACUGGCAAUCAAUGGUAUACCUUGCUACUCCGAUCAUUGAAAAGUUGGAUGUGAUGUGCUCCCUUGGAUUGUACAUCAAUGACCUGAGCAUGCACGACUCAAGCAGAGACCUUGUGCUUGCUGGAACACAGCAGUCAGCAGAACUCAGGCUGGCUCUUGAUCAGGAAUUGAUCAAAAGUGCAAAGCUUGAGGAGAGCAUGAAGGAACUAGACAUUGAGAAGAGGCGCACUGACUCACUGCUCUAUCAAAUGAUCCCCAGAACAGUUGCAGAUCGCCUCAGGCAGGGUGAACCAGCUCUGAAUACUUGUGAGAUGUUCCAUGAUGUGUCUGUGCUGUUCAGUGAUGUGGUUGGAUUUACACACAUUUGUUCACUUAUUAGCCCCAUGGAAGUGGUGACCAUGUUGAACAAUAUGUACACUGUGUUUGACCAGAUCAGUGAGCAGCAUAAUGUCUACAAAGUGGAGACAAUUGGUGAUGCAUACAUGGUAGUUAGUGGUGUCCCUGGAAGGAGUAUGUAUCAUGCAGAACAUGUUGCAGACCUUGCACUGGAUAUGAUAGCUGCCAUGCCAACACUCAGUGAUCCAUCAAAAUCAAGUGAAUACCUUAAGAUAAGGAUAGGUGUACAUACUGGUAUGGUUGUAGCAGGUGUUGUUGGUUUGAAAAUGCCUCGGUAUUGUUUGUUUGGUGACACUGUCAACACUGCUUCUAGGAUGGAGUCUACAGGAUUGGCCAUGAAAAUUCAUGUUAGUGAGACAACUUACAAUUGUUUACAAGCUGCUAACUAUCUCAUGAAGCAAAGAGGGAGUAUUGAUAUCAAGGGAAAGGGAGGAAUGAAGACUUACUGGCUUGUUGGUAAGAAAGAUGGAGGAGAAGCGGUCCAGUCUUAUAUGUCUAUGGUGGGAGGCCACACUACUGCAAUUGGGGGACACCAUCAGGGGGAAAUGUCUCAUGCUACCAUGGGGAGCCAUACUUUUCAGCCCAAGGCUGAUUCUGUGCCUGAAGAGGAGGAACUCAUUGAAACAGAAGAUGAUGUAGUGAUACCACAGAAAGACUGUCCAGUUGCCUACUAUGGUCAUGUUCCUCACACACCACACAGCUCUAAUAAUGGAGUUCUCUUCCAAUGGGAAAAGGUCAAUUUUAAAGAAGAUACUUUAAUAGAGGUAGACAAUCCUGCUGUGGAAGAGAAACAAAAAAAAUCAGACAUGAAAAAUGGACCAAAUACCCAGAAGGAAGUAAAGGCCAACAAUUCCAAUUCGACACUAACCACCAUGUGCAGUCUUUUCUAAAUUAUCACUGGUUGGUAACUAAUUUUAUCUGUAUACUUAUAAUUUUAUUAAUAGGUGCUUACAGCACAAUAGUUGGAGUCACAUGUAAUGUUGAAACAUGCACAAUUACUACUAGCCUGAAGAGAACCAUCAAAUCUCUCUUUCACUUUCUGACCAAAGUUAUCAGAAUAGAUGAAAGGGGAACUUGGAUAUUGAAGGAUUUGAUAGUUUGGCAUGAAUUAGAAACGAACAACUUGAACAAAACUCUGAGGCAGCUUGGAUUUUUAUAGAUACAGAAAUUGUGGCAUGGCUCAGGAAGAAUCUUGAUUAAUUUUUUGCACAGCAAUAUUUAUUAAACUUGUCUUGAGUGAAAAAAGGGUGGGUGGAGCUAAUAUGGAAGGAGGGGUCAUUAACUUAACAUACAAGCAGCCUUGUACAUUGACCUUUAAUGUUGUUAAAUGCCUUGAUUGUCUUUAGACAUGAUUUACAUGUUCAAGGUAAUGUUCCUUUAUAAAAUGUUUUUAAAAAAAUAGUUACAGUACUGGAUAGGAGACAUAAGGGCCUAAUAAUUGGCAGGGCUGGCAAUCUGUCGGCUAGCUGGUUAGAUGCAAAUUUGAGACUUACGCCUGUCUCACUGUGUUGUGUUCUAAGGCAAGAGUCUUAACUUUCACAGUGCCUCUCCUAAGCAGGAUUGUCAACCCUUUAACCCCUAAGAGUUACUAGCAUCUAAUUUCUCCUUACAAUAUCACCUCUGAAUCAUACAUUAAGGUCAUGAGAAUAAAGGAAAUGACCACCAACCAAAUAGGCUCAUGAUUGUUAAACAAAUUCUCCUUGUUAGCACCUUAAGAAAUGUAUAGAGAACAGUAUGGAGAAUAUCCAUACUGAUUUUAGGGUGUAAAGGGUUAACAAAAUUGUAGGCACAGGUGAACUGAAAAUGAACUUGACAAAAUACUGAGAGUAGCCUGAUAUGGAUGAGGUCCCAUCCACAAGGAUUAGAAGUGUAUCAUAGGAUGCCACAGAAAUCAAGUUGAACUCAGGACAUGGGCUGCUUUGUGUGUUUAUAACUUGGUUUAUCAUAAAUGCUUUUACUGGAUGAUUCAUGUCUUCCAGCUUAAGCGACCUAUUGUAAAUUUGUUCUUAAGGGUCGACUUCGAACAAUUUAAAAGGAUUUUAAUCAUUAUGCUAUUUCUAAUUAUGCAGAGAUAUGUUAUAUUACAUAGGGGGUAAUUAGUCACCACAGAUUAGAUCAGUGAUCUUUUAUGAACAAGAUAUUUCUUAAUAUAUAUUAAAAAAGGGCUGGUUGAUCCACCAAAAGAUUACUACACCAUAAAAUUCAUAGCACAAUAAAAUAUUUAAAGAGAAAUUAUUGUGAGCUAGGCUCAGAAAAUAAAUUAUCAAAUAUGCACAUUUCCUGAGGAAUACUACUUUAUAUCUGUUAUAAUACAGUAGCCUAUGAAAACUGGGAUUGUUUCAGAGCAUUAAGUCAAUAUACAAUAACGUUAGAAGUUAAGAUGAUAACCCAACAUCUGCUGCAGAUAUUGGUUUAUCACGUCGAGUUCAAAGUCUACCUAGUUUUCAAUCCCCCUUGUUCAUGUAUUUUACAACUCAGAGAGUUAUGUCUCCUUUUGCAAUUUUUUUAAAAAAUGUAUGAUAAAACAAUUGUUAAAUUUGGUUUUCGCAUGAUAUUAUGAAUUAUCAAACCUCGUGUCUGAGUUAUCUGCCAAAGCCGAAGGCUGAGGCAGAUCACUUGGACCUUUAUAUUGAUAAUUCAUGAUACCAUGCUCAACCUCGUCCAAUUGCUGCCUAUUAAUUUCAUUGGGAUAUUCCUUUUUGCGUAGAAAAUUCCACUACCUGCCAUGCUAGAACACCUCGUUCCCUCACUCUUUGUCGCAGACAUACAUUAACAAAAAUAUUUUCAUAGUUUACGUUACUUGUGUGAUUAUGAACUGGACAGGCGGAGAUACCAACAUGCUCAUGGCCAUGUUUAACUUGCAAGUGAAGAAAUGAUGUUAGAUCUUAUCUUAUUUCAAUAACUAAUCUUACUUGUAAAUACUGAUCGUCAAACACAAACAAACUCUAUGUAUAGUCUUGGUGUUUAGGUAUGUUUGAAUCUUUGAAAGUUCUUAUUUCAACAUUCUUUUUGUUGUAUAAAUUGAUGCAAACAAU